This is a messenger RNA of Linum tenue, 3585 nucleotides long. Lineage: Eukaryota; Viridiplantae; Streptophyta; Magnoliopsida; Malpighiales; Linaceae. The record is from the annotation of a GenBank genome assembly.
UGGGAGAGGCAAGUGAUUUUAUCGACGGCAUGCCUUGUGAGCCCGACGGUUCUGUAUUAGGUUCACUUCUCAGUUCUUGCACAAUCCAUGGAGAAAUGAGGCUAGGACAUGAAGUGGGCCAAAAGUUAAUCGAAUUACAACCACAGUAUUCUGGACGAAUGCAGAAUUGCUUUCCAUGGACGCUAUGAGGUCAUCUCUUACAUAAUGCAUCUUCUCACCACCUAACAACAUUGAGCAUUCCUGUACGUAAACCUGUAUUGACAGGGAUGGGGGAAGACAAGAAGAAUCUUACAGCAUUCUUUGGGGGAAGACAGAAGAAUCUUACAGCAUUCUUUGAAACAGAUUGUGUGAAGAUAUCAUUUGAGAGCUGUGACCAAAUCCAUAUUUGGGCAGCUUCACAAAAUUUCGAAGCUUGACGAUUGGGUAAUUUGCUUGCUGCAUUAUUGGGGAGGGGCGGAUAAUGAUUGGCUCCUUCCUCCAUUAAAGAUUGAAACUCCUUGACAGCAAAGCUUGACAAGUACUACUUCUCUUCCGUAGUUCACUACAUAAACAUAAUUUAUAUAUAUUUGUUGAAGGAAAGCAAGAAGAUAAUAUAUGCAGCAUACUUAUCUUCGGUUCACAAAGAGGAAGUUGUCGUAAUGAAUAUUGCUUUGCCUUCUCUUCUGCCUUCUGUUUUGUUGUUUGGAACUUGUUAGGUUAGGUCUUUGUCCUUGUGAUGUGAUUAUGUUGUCGUUUUAUCUUAGUGUGUUCUGUAUUUUUUGCCAUCAACUUUCCAUUUUCUCAUGAAACGUCAGUAUAAUUGUUUGCUAACAGAUUGUAUCUCCAUCCUUAAUUGUUUGCUAACAGUAAUCUUGACCAGACAAAAAAUUUACAGUCAUACUCUCCUUUCAAAAGGGUCGGCCAAGGAUGCUCUUGUUACCCACAUAAAAACGAGGGGGGAAACAUUGUGACUAAAAUGUCAUAAUCUCUCCAAGCACAUGAAUUGGCCACAGAUUUUUCUCGCAACUAAAAUCCCAAUCACUUUUGCACACUCAACUGACUGUAUAAAACGAUCCCAGUUGCAUAUACACAAAUCAGAGCACAAACUCUUCCUCCUAUCUUCUGCUUGAAAUGGCUAAGGCUGACAGAUACUCCCCAUCUUCAUCGCCUCUCUAUGAGAGAUUCCCUCUCAAGUACACCAAUCAUAGAAUUCUAGACGUUGUGGUGUCCCUCCUCUUGGCUUCCCUUCUACUCUAUCGUCUCCUCCAUCUCCACCACCAUGGCAUUGCUUGGCUUAUUGCUCUUUCAUGCGAGUCUUGGUUCGCCUUCUUUUGGCUUCUCGCCGUCUCCACCAAAUGGACUCCCGCUGAGUUUAAAACUUACCCUGAGCGGCUUUCCGAGCGGGUGGAGGAGCGGGGGCUCCCGGCGGUGGAUAUGUUCGUGACGACUGCGGACCCAGUGCUGGAACCGCCGAUAAUCACAGUCAACACGGUGCUUUCGCUAAUGGCGGUGGAUUACCCUGUGAGUAAGCUUGCCUGCUAUGUCUCGGACGACGGCUGCUCACCUCUCACCUAUUACUCUCUAGUGGAAGCAUCGAAAUUCGCUAGGCUGUGGGUCCCAUUCUGUAAGAAGUACAACGUCCACGUGAGAGCUCCAUUUCGAUACUUCUCCGUUGCCGAGGUUUCUUCUGGUAAUGGCGAAUCAUCAGAGUUCCGGCAAGAGUGCGAGAAGAUGAAGGAAGAGUACGGGAAGCUGUGUUGUAAGAUCGAAGAGGCAACCGGAAAGCAGCCAUCGUCAUGGGACGUAACUUACAGUGGAGAUUUGGCUGCUUUUGCUCAUGUUGAGCGGCGGAACCAUCCAACCAUUAUUAAGGUGAUAUGGGAGAACAAAUAUGAUACGUGGGCGGGAGAAGAAGGGCUGCCGCAUUUGGUAUACAUAUCCAGGGAAAAACAUCCCGAACAUCCACAUCACUACAGGGCCGGUGCCAUGAACGUCCUGACUCGAGUGUCAGGAGUUAUGACGAACGCACCGCUCAUGUUGAACAUGGACUGUGACAUGUACGCCAACAAUCCACUCAUCGUCCGCUAUGCAAUGUGUGUGUUGCUAGAUGCCAGAAGGGAAGAGGGGUUCGUCCAGUUCCCCCAGUCUUUCUAUGGGGCCUUAAAGGAUGAUCCCUUUGGCAAUCAACUGGUGGUCCUUUUACAAUUUGUAGGAGCUGGGAUAUCAGGGAUCCAAGGAGCUUUUUAUGGAGGAACAGGGUGCUUUCACAGGCGCAAAGUCAUUUAUGGUUUGUGCCCGGUUGACAACACUGGUAAACAAGACAGAAUUCUCUGCCCUGUUCAUGGGGAAUUUUCGGAGAAGGAACUGCUCAGGAUAUUCGGCACUUCAAUCGAGUUUGCAGAGUCAGCCGGACUUGCAUUGAAAGGGCAUACCAAUUCCCAAACCAACACUUCUAGAGGUCGUCUUUUGGACUCGGUCGAGGUAGCAAAUCAGGUUGCCGGCUGCAACUACGAAUCCAGCUCAAAUUGGGGCAAACCAAAUAUUGGUUGGCAAUAUGGUUCCACGACGGAAGACGUGCUAACGGGCCUUGGCAUUCACACCAGAGGAUGGAGCUCCGUAAUGUGCAACCCAUACCCUGUGGCCUUUCUCGGCUGUGCUCCAACUGGCGGCCCAGCUUCCCUGACUCAACAGAAGAGAUGGGCUACCGGUUUGCUAGAAAUCCUGAUCAGCGGAAGAAACCCUUUAAUUUCGGUAUUCACUGCCAAGCUCCAAUUCCGGCAGUGCUUGGCGUAUUUGUGGAUCAACAACAACUCCAAUUUCCUGAGCUCUGCUAUUCCCUCCUCCCUGCUUAUUGCCUCAUCAACAACUCCAAUUUCCUCCCGAAGUUGCAAGAUCCAGGAAUCUACAUCGUAAUAGCUCCACUAGCAGCCUACACAGUCUACAGACUGCUCGAGUAUUCCCAAACAGGGCUUUCAAUCCGGGCAUGGUGGAACAACAUGAGAAUGGCGAGGAUCGUGGCGACAGGGCCCCGAUUUCUCUCCCUCCUGAGCGUGAUUUGCAAAGUGUUGGGGUUAUCAGAAACAGUCUUCGAAGUCACCCAGAAGGACACUACUAGUAGCAGUGAUGAUGAUCAAAGUCACCAUGACGUAGCGAGUCGUUUCACAUUCGACGGAUCCUUGAUGUUUGUACCCGGAAUGGUGCUCGUGCUCGUUAAUCUGGCCGCUUUGGGAAUUUGGUUGGUGACCGGUUUUGGAGACGGGUCGGGUCUGGGAGAGGUGAUCAGCUGCGUGGUGGUAUUGAGCUUCUUUUGGCCUUUCGUUGAAGGGUUAUUUGUGGGGAGAGGGAAGUAUGGGAUUCCGCUGGCUACGGUUGGAAAGUCUUUUACAUUGGCUCUGGUUUUUGUUUUGUCGUUCAUCGCACGACGACCUAACAGCGCUUAGAUUUAUGGGUAUAGAUAGUUUGUGUAUGAUAGUUGUGGAGAAAGUUUUUGCUAGGUAUUGCAAAGAAAACUCCACAAUUUUCAAUGUCAUUUAUAAUUUUAAUUUAUGAGUUGAAGCGAUCAUUAUUUCAAGUAUAGUAGGAUAAAAUAUAUUUGAUGCUAUUUAU